AUGUUCAGCGCUAUGGCUGCCUUGCAAGCUGGCGAAAUCACCAUGACAGCACACAACUGGCCAACAUUCUUUUAUGAACAUGACAUUUACAAUGCUGCUGAGAAGACACAUGGCCUGUUUCAAAACCAUAUUGUUCUGAGGUUUUAUAAACAUCUUUUCAUUGGACCAUCAUCCGUCAUGAAUGACUCAUCAAAUGUUCGCAACUCUACGAAGCCAUCCCAAAAUCGUGCAUGGGGACUGAUGGCUGUUAACAAAUAUAUCAUCGCAUAUGUUCAUAUUAUCACAUACUUUACAAUCAGCAGCGCGCAGCACUGGACAUGGUGUAUCGGUGACAUGGACUUGGAUGAGCUCCUCUGGGCUAUCAUUGAAAUGCUAGACAACGAUGACGAUCCAUGGGUCAAAGACACCCUUGUGGAACAGGUACAUUUUUCUAUCUGGCACCUCAAACCAACCAAGGACAACUCGCACUUGGCCAAACUUAUGCAAAAGGAAAGUGAGGACAACAUUGUGCAGAUUCGUGCUCAACGAACUGCACAUCAUUCUGCUUUAGCUAAGUCAAAUGCACCGUCAUGUCCAGGCCACCCUAACGAGCUUCAAGAGCCCUUGACAAGUGGCAAGUGCACCUGCCCUGUGGAGCACCGCCCUCAUCAGGCAAUUGACCUGAAUCUUUUAUGA
Molecule: messenger RNA, 675 nt
Organism: Suillus bovinus
Lineage: Eukaryota; Fungi; Basidiomycota; Agaricomycetes; Boletales; Suillaceae
Exons: 5
Coding region: 1-675 (224 amino acids)
Source: RefSeq, a predicted model, not a curated record